Rotaria sordida is the source of this 426-nucleotide messenger RNA. The record is from the annotation of a GenBank genome assembly. NCBI's taxonomy places the organism in Eukaryota, Metazoa, Rotifera, Eurotatoria, Philodinida, Philodinidae.
AUGGCAGCUCUUCCUCAUUUAGCUCAAAAUGGAACAUAUGAACAACCAUCUCACAUAAUUGCAAUGUCAUCAUUAACUGGUACUUGUCCAAUACCUCAAAUAACUAUAUAUGGUACAACAAAACAUGCUAUUCAAGGUUUCUUUUUGAAUCUUGCUCAUGAACUUCGUAUUUCUGAAUUAUAUCAAAAUCGUGUUACAGCAACUGUAACUAUUCUUGGAUUAAUUGCUACUGAAUCUGCACUUAAUACAAUUGACAAAAGUCUUCAUUUUUUAGCGGUUGAUGUACAUAAAACUGCUCAAGCAAUUAUAGCUGCUGGUGUUUAUGGACAAACUCGUUUAUUUUAUCCAAAAUUUUUUGCAAUUAUUCCACCACUUUAUUACAUAUUCUCUCCUUUAUAUGAGCUUUUAGCUCGCUUAACCGAUUGA